Molecule: messenger RNA, 1352 nt
Organism: Pyrus x bretschneideri (Chinese white pear)
Lineage: Eukaryota; Viridiplantae; Streptophyta; Magnoliopsida; Rosales; Rosaceae
Product: phenylcoumaran benzylic ether reductase Pyrc5
Exons: 5
Coding region: 112-1038 (308 amino acids)
Molecular function (GO): oxidoreductase activity
Source: RefSeq, a predicted model, not a curated record
GUCAAUGCACCUCUCAGCUAACUACUAAUUACUCCUCUCCCUCGCAGCGAUCUCACUCGCUCUCUCUCUCUCCAACUCAGCUCAUUCCGAUCCCCCCAAUUCCCAUUCCCGAUGGCCUCCAAGUCCAAAAUCCUCUUCAUCGGCGGCACCGGCUACAUUGGAAAGUUCGUCGUCGAGGCCAGCGCCAAGGCCGGGCACCCUACCUACGUUCUGGUUCGAGAAGCUUCCCUCUCCGACCCGGCAAAGUCCAAAGUCAUCGAGAACUUCAAGGCUCUGGGCGUCAAUUUCGUCCUGGGUGAUCUGUACGAUCACGAGAGCUUGGUGAAGGCGAUCAAGCAAGUCGACGUGGUGAUCUCGACGGUGGGGCAUGGUCAGUUGGCUGAUCAGGGAAAGAUCAUUGCUGCCAUCAAAGAAUCAGGCAAUGUUAAGAGAUUUUUCCCGUCGGAGUUUGGAAAUGACGUCGAUCGAAGUCACGCUGUUGAGCCUGCCAAAUCGGCGUUUGAGACCAAGGCCAAGAUUCGCAGAGCUGUGGAGGCUGAGGGUAUUCCGUACACCUAUGUGUCCUCCAACUUCUUUGCUGGUUACUUCUUGCCUACUUUGAACCAGCCCGGGGCUACUUCUGCUCCUAGGGACAAAGUCGUCAUUUUGGGCGACGGAAACCCUAAAGCAAUUUUCAACAAGGAAGACGACAUUGGGACGUACACAAUUAGGGCAGUGGAUGAUCCAAGAACCUUGAACAAAGUCCUCUAUAUCAGGCCCCCUGCCAACACCAUUUCAUUCAAUGAGCUUGUCUCUCUUUGGGAGAAGAAGAUUGGCAAAACCCUCGAGAGAAUCUAUGUCCCGGAGGAGCAGCUGCUCAAGCAAAUCCAAGAGGCAGCGGUGCCGCUCAAUGUGAUACUAUCAAUUAGUCACGCAGUUUUUGUAAAGGGAGACCACACUAACUUUGAGAUCGAGCCUUCGUUUGGCGUGGAAGCCACUGCUCUUUACCCUGAUGUCAAAUACACCACAGUCGACGAGUACCUCAACCAGUUUGUCUGAGAUUUGGAAGCCUGUUGAUGGUUUUAUACGAGUGAAACUGACUAUCGAGUGUUGAUGGUUUUAUGCGAGUGAAACUGGCUAUCGAGAUUUGGAAGCGUGUUGAUGGUUUUAUAUGAGUGAAACUGGCUCUUUGCAAAUAAAGAGUAGGUAGUUUGAUGAUUAGUGUAUCUCAGGUUGUGUGGAAAUAACUAGCAUAUGGGGAUGGCUACUUCCCCUUUGUCGCAUCUUUGUUUGUCGCAUCUUUGUUCAACUCUCUGUACUACCUUUUGGUAAAAUGACAGGAAAGACCUGGGUUGUAGAUUUCUUCCCCUUCA